Messenger RNA from Closterium sp. Yama58-4, 5091 nucleotides. NCBI's taxonomy places the organism in Eukaryota, Viridiplantae, Streptophyta, Zygnematophyceae, Desmidiales, Closteriaceae. The record is from the annotation of a GenBank genome assembly.
AUGGUAGGCGCCGAUGGUGACACCGGGGUGGUGGACACCCUGGAGGCACGGCUGGAGGAUGCGAGGAGACGCCACGCGGCGAAUGAGUACGGAACUCUCGCGCUGGCGGUCGUUGAGGCUGGCAUCCGCUCGUUGUGGGCGACGGAGCACCCUUCUCGGCCAGCUUCUCCUCGACCGGUGAACACCGAGGGCGGCGUCGACGUGGGCGUCAACGCCGGUGGAGGCCAAGUCGGUAGCAGUGCGGGAGGCACAUCGCGGCAGAGAGGUGUGAUACACGCCGGUGAAGUCGGCGGCGUUCAGGCGCGAGGGAUGCAGUCGUCGGCGGCUGCAGGGACCUCGCAGGGCUACGUCGGAGGACGACGAAGUGGUGUGGCGUCGAUGUCGGCGACUCACGUGACCGCGGAAGGGAUUGCGCCGAGCUACGGCUACUUCAAAUUUCCGCCGGACAGGAUCCAGGUCACCCCCCCGCUGGUCGGUCGACCGGACAUUCUCACCUGGAAGGAGGCGAUCGAGCCUCAGCUGGAGAUGGCCGGGCUGAUCGGCUUCGCUCGUGGGACCGUGGCGACGCCGGAGGAAAACUACCCCGACUUGCGUGCGGAGUUUCGCGCCGUGCAGCUGCUGACCUUCAUGGUCAUCUCGCGGUGCUGCUCGCCGGGCGUGCAGAUCGCCUUGAAGUGGUGCAGGGAGCACCUUGACGCCGGGCACCAGGCGUGGCACUUCAUCGAGUCGACGUACCAGGUCACCGACGACCUGUACAUCGGCCAGCUCGAGGAGCAGAUGACGCACCUGCGGAUGGGCGAGCAGGAGACAGCGACGGACUACUGCAACCGGGCACGGCGACUUCUCGCCACCAUGAGGAUGGCCGGCGUGCAGUACUCCACGGCGUCGUAUGUCACGCACGUCCUGAAGGGGCUCCCGAGCAGCUACAACCUGCUGAAGCGGCUGUCGGUGGCGCCGAGCACACGGGCGACGCUCAACGAGGAUUCCCUCACCUCGUACAUCCUGCAGGACGAGGCGAUGCAGGAGGCCGAGAAGUCCACGGAGCUCCUGCUGCAGGCAAACUACGCCGCCCCGGCGAAGCAAGGUAGCCGACCAGGGCAGCGCGGCAAGCCCGGCAGCGGUGGUAGCGGAGGUGGGAAGCCGGCCAAGGACGCCGACAAGGGUAAGUCGGCGAAGGAAGGCGGUCGCGGAGGAGGAAGUCGGCGUCGGGAGUGCUGGAUCUGCCGCAGCCCCGACCACCUCUCCUUUGAGUGCCCCGACCGCAGCGAAUCCGACGACGACGACGCCAAGGGAGGCCGCGGGAGGUCGGCCAGCCGUCGUUCACGUCGAGGAAACCAGCCGCGCAAGGAGAAGCAGUCGAACAAGUCGACCUCGGCGAAGGACGCCGACUCCUCUGCUGGCGGCAAGGGGAGCGACGACAAGUCGGCGUCAUGCUCCCUGGUCGGCGUCGUGGAGCCGACCGUCUCACUAGCGCCGGAGGCCGGUGAGGAUUUCCAGGCGAUGGCAGCAGCGGUGCAGGCGAACCCGGCGGUGGUCCUGCUGGACAGCGGCUGCUCCCACCACCUGAUGGGGACGAAGGAGGUCUUCGUCGACAUGGGGCCGAGCGGCGACGUGAAGCACGUGCGCGGCUUCAAUGGGGCGCUGCAAGACGUCAAGGGCCGGGGCACGGUUGCGCUGCAAGGGGAGGCCGGGAAGCGGGUGCUCAUCCCCGACAUGCUGUACGUCCCCGGCGUCCACGCGAACCUGUUGUCGUCCGGCCAGCUGAAGGAGCACGGCGUGAAGCUGAAGGAGGACGGCGACGGCAUGCUGCUCGUCUCGGCGACGGGCGACGUGCUCGGUCGAGCAACGUACUCCGGCCGAGUUCUCUGCACCGACCUGCGUCCGUGCCCGGCGACGCCUGGAGCGGAGGAAGUGGCUCUCCGAGCAAUCGUCUCGGCGACGAAGGCGACGCCGGACAGGCUGCACGCGAGGCUCGCGCACGUCGGUAUGGACACCAUCCUGAGCUCGGCGAAGCACGAGGUAGCCACCGGGCUGGACCUCAAGUCGGCGUCCGGCGCUGCCUCGCCUUGCGUUUCGUGCGUCGGUGGGAAGCUGGCGCGGCACACCUUCCCCGACAAAGUCUCCGACAUCAAGGACGCCCUGGCCGUCGUGCACAUCGACCUGUGCGGGCCAUUUCGUGUGGCUGCCAAGGAUGGCAGCCUGUACUUCCUGCUGCUGAAGGACCGCAAGACCCGCUACGUGUGGGUGAAGCCGGUCGCAAGGAAGUCGGACGUGCUGCUGGAGUUCCAGAAGUGGCUGGUGCUGGUGGAGCGGCAGACGAAGAAGUCGGUGUUGCAGCUGCGCUCUGACCGAGGAGGGGAGUUCCUCGGCAAGGAGUCCACCGCCUUUAUGGAUGGAAAGGGGAUCGUCCACGACCUGACCUGCCCUUACACCCCGCAGCAGAACGGCAUGGCGGAGCGGGAGAUGCGGACGGUGGUGGAGUCGGUGCGGACGAUGCUGCUGCACAUGGAGCGGUCGGCUACGCCGGGCACGAAGCCCGACUUGUCGCUGGCACGCGUGUGGGGCUGCAUGGCGCAGUUCCUGGUCCCCGAGCAGCAGCGUGGUGGGAAGCUGAAGCCGAAGGCCAAGUGGGGUCUUCACCUCGGUGUGUCGGAGGCGAGCAAGGGCUGGGAGCUCCUCGACAUCGCCGACAACCGGGUGGUCACCACGUCGGACGUGGUGUUCUACGAGACCAUGUCGCUCGAGGUGUGGAAGUCGGAGCAUGGGCCGGUGUCGGGGCGGACGCUGGUGGCCACGCCGACGGAUACCUCGACGGCAACGCUCCCUCUGCUUGCCGAGGUCGGUGAGCUUGCUGAUGAGGACGCCGAGCUCGUCGAGCUUUCCACUCCUUCUCCUGCUCCUCCCCUUGUCUCCGACCUGUGUGGCCUGACUCCGCCGUCGGCCUCCGGCGAUGAGGGGAGCAGUGGGGCGUCGCCUGUGGCGCCGAUCAAGAGCAUCGCCGGAGGCCGACGUGAUGUCCCGCAAGUCGGCCUGGAAGUGAAGUCGACAGAAGGGACGCCGGGGAAGCAGCAGGCUGAGCAGGCAGCAGCGCGGCCGACCAAGAAGCAGUCGGCGACGUGGCAGUCGGCAGGGGAGCGUCCCGCAAGUGAGACCUCUGUCGGGACGCCGACCGAGGUGCAGCAGGGCGAGCCGACCAAGGUGAAGCAGGACGCCGAGGCCAGUGACGCCAGCGAAGCUGAAGGGGAGCGGUCGGACGCCGGGCAGGACGAUAUGGAGGGUGACCCCGGGCAGCCUGCAUUGCGGCGUUCAGGACGAGUCCGGAGGCCGCCGGAGCGGCUAACCUACCAUGUCUGCCUCCCACCGGCUGCCUUCACCACGGUGUACAACGUCGAAGACGACACCGAUAUCCUGUACGACGACGCCGAGGAAGAUGAGGACUUCCCAGAGCUCGACCCCGACAUGCACGCCGACCCCGAACACCGCUGGGACAUCGCGACGAUGACGGUGAAGGAGGCGCUGGCGAGCUGGAAGGGCCCGGCGGUGAAGGCCGCCAUGGAGGAGGAGAUCCGCAGCCUCAUCAGCAUGGGCACGUGGGAGCUGGUCGAACGCCCGCCGGGAGUGAACGUGAUGAAGAACCGGUGGGUGCUGACGACGAAGUACAACAUCGACGACACCGUCGAGCGUGAGAAGGCACGGCUGGUCGUGAAGGGUUUCACGCAGGUGUACGGCGCCGACUACGACGAGACGUUUGCGCCGGUGGGCAGCUACGUCACGCUGAGGAUCUUCCUCAGCAUCGUCGCCGUGCUCAACCUCAACCUGAUGCAGCUCGACAUGAAGAACGCCUUCCUGCAGAGCAAGCUCGACCGGGUGCUGUACAUGUCGCAGCCGGACUACUUCAACGACGGGACCGGCCGGGUGUGCAAGCUGCUGAAGAGCCUGUACGGGCUGAAGCAGUCGCCGCUGCUGUGGUACUUGGCGCUCAACGACGUGCUGGUCGGCGCCGGGUGGAAGAAGAGCCAGGUCGACGAGGCUCUGUACUUCAAGGUCGGCGACGACGGAGUGGCCUGCUGGGUGCUGGUCUACGUCGACGACCUGCUGGCCGCCAGCAGCAGCGCCGCGAUGCUGAAGGAGCUGAAGGAGCUGCUGGAAGCCGCCUUCGAGCUGCGCGAGAUCUCGCCGGUGCAGAAGUACCUCGGGCUGGAGAUCGUACGCGACAGGUCGGCGGGGAAGCUGUGGCUGCACCAGCAGGGCUACGCCGACAAGCUGCGUAGGCGCUUCAUCGACGAGGAGCAGACCGGGCGCACUCCGAAGACGCCGGUCUCGGUCGACGCCUACGCCGAGCUCACCUUCGAUGACGAGAAGGUGCACGAACGCCAGGAGGAGGAGUACCGGCAGAAGGUCGGCUCGCUGCAGUUCGCGGCAACGACGACGAGGCCGGACAUCGCCUUCGCCUGCAGCAAGCUGGGGAGCGGCCUCACGGUGAGGAGCGACCAGCACUGGCGCGAGGUCGAACGCUGCCUCGCCUACCUCGCCAACACGCGCGACACCGCCCUGGAGUUCGGCGGUGGACCUGAGUCGCUGGAGCUGGUCGGCUACGUGGACGCCGACGACGCCGGCGACAAGCAGAGCAGGACGAGCACGGGCGGCUACGUGUUCGUCUACGGAGGGGCCGCGGUCUCCUGGUCGAGCCAGCGCAUCAAGUGCGCGACGCUCUCGUCGACCGAGUCGGAGUACGUGGCGGCCGUCGAAGCCGGCAAGGAGGGACGCCGACUCCGCUUCCUCCUGGCAGAGUUCCGGCAGCUGGACGCCGGGAAGCCGACUGUCCUGAGGGUGGACAACAAGUCGGCCAUCAUGGUCGCCGAGGGCAUGGGGUUGACGGGCAACCUCAAGCACAUGGAGCGGCGACAGGCCUGGCUGCAGCACAUGGUGAAGCGGGGGAAGUUUGCGCUGCAGUACAUCCCGACCGCUGAGCAGCCGGCCGACUUCCUGACGAAGGCGCUGCAUUACCCAGCCUUCAACCGGUGCUCCGUCGCAGUCGGCCAGGUGCGCCUGGCUGAAGUCGGCGACGGUGACAACGACGUGCAGCAGUAG